This is a messenger RNA of Hypoxylon fragiforme, 498 nucleotides long. RefSeq lists its product as uncharacterized. The transcript has a single exon. NCBI's taxonomy places the organism in Eukaryota, Fungi, Ascomycota, Sordariomycetes, Xylariales, Hypoxylaceae. The record is from RefSeq and is a predicted model, not a curated record. Bases 212 to 481 code for a protein of 89 amino acids.
UUCGAAGAAAGGAGAGGUUGGGUUUAGGUAUAAAUAUGAGCUCGACCCCCAGCCAAGACAAAAAACAAACAAACAAACAAGCAACAGCUCCAAACCUAGCAAGCACACAAGAAGCCAACCUCAACACAAUAUCACUUUAGCUUCAUCUUCUACCCACAGUAGUCCUUAACAAACACUCACACUCACACUCACCCACAUCCAAACACCCAAAAUGAAGUCCACCCUCGCCUCCCUCCUGGCCCUCGCCUCCGCAACCAACGCCUUCCUGAUCACCGACUGCAACACCGGCAAAAUCACCAACUACGGCGACAACAAGUGCCAGAUCUGGACGGCCGCCGACUUCUCCUUCCAGAGCAACGCCGGCUGCACGCUGUACGCGUACUCCGAGGGCAACUGCCAGGGGUCCAUCUUCGAGACGGCGACGCAGAACCAGUGCCAGACUGCGCCGAAUGGAGUCGUUUCUGUGAAUUGCCGGACUUAGAGGUGCUUACUCUGGGG